UAUGAAACUGGUCUAAAGAGGAAGAGAAAAAAUUUGUUAGUUAAAUAUAGGAGAGCGAGCGUAGCGUGGUGGCUGGCUCAUUAUUUCUGCGCACUUCCAUUUUCCUACGUCUUCAUCGUCUCCGAUCGGAUCCUGCAACAGCUACUAUCCUAUUCCGAGAUCAAUAUUGAGUGAAAGAGAGAAAAGAUGUUGGGGAUUAUUAAUAGGAAAAUCUGUUCUGGAGGCUCUUCUGUUCUGACUUCCGGACAGUCCUUGCAGUGGGCUCGUUCCUCCGCGUCGGCGUUGAGAAGCUAUUCAUCUGCAGCAAAAGAGAUGACAGUGAGAGACGCUCUAAACUCUGCACUUGAUGAGGAAAUGUCUGCUGAUCCCAAAGUGUUCUUGAUGGGUGAAGAGGUUGGGGAAUAUCAGGGUGCAUACAAGAUAUCCAAGGGGCUGUUGGAUAAGUAUGGUCCCGAGAGGGUUCUUGAUACGCCAAUCACAGAGGCUGGGUUUACAGGGAUUGGAGUUGGUGCUGCUUACCAUGGACUGCGGCCUGUUAUAGAGUUUAUGACAUUUAACUUCUCUAUGCAGGCAAUUGACCACAUUAUUAAUUCUGCCGCAAAAUCAAACUAUAUGUCUGCUGGCCAGAUAUCUGUGCCCAUAGUUUUCCGAGGGCCUAAUGGUGCUGCUGCUGGAGUUGGUGCCCAGCACUCUCAAUGUUAUGCUUCUUGGUUUGCAUCCUGUCCUGGGUUGAAAGUGUUGACCCCAUACUCAUCUGAAGAUGCUCGUGGACUGCUAAAGGCUGCUAUAAGGGAUCCUGAUCCUGUCGUUUUCCUUGAAAAUGAAUUGUUAUAUGGCGAGUCAUUCCCUAUUUCAGCUGAAGCUCUUGAUUCCAGUUUUUGUCUUCCAAUUGGGAAAGCUAAGAUUGAGAGAGAAGGAAAGGAUGUGACGAUUACAGCUUUUUCAAAAAUGGUGGGCUAUGCUCUCAAGGCGGCUGAGAUACUUGCGAAGGAAGGUAUCAGCUCUGAGGUUAUAAAUUUACGAUCAAUUCGGCCACUAGAUAGAUCCACAAUCAAUGCCUCUGUCAGGAAAACCAACAGACUGGUAACGGUGGAAGAAGGGUUUCCUCAACAUGGUGUUGGGGCCGAAAUCUGCACAUCUGUUGUUGAGGAUAGCUUCGGUUACCUUGAUGCACCAGUCGAGAGAGUUGCUGGGGCUGAUGUUCCUAUGCCUUACGCAGCCAAUCUUGAGAGGAUGGCUGUUCCACAGGUUGAGGACAUUGUUCGUGCAGCAAAGAGAGCAUGCUACAGAUCUGUCCCGUUGGCUGCUGCUGCCUAAUUACCAAUCCCAUUCAGAAACUUUUCCAUAUUCAGGGGAUAAUGGAGAUUGUACAUUUUUUUAACUUUCUCGUCACAUGGGGAAGAAGUUGCUUGGUAAAAUAACUUGGAGAACAAUGGCACGGAGGUGGGAAAUUUUGUGAAUCCGUUCUCGAUUUGAUUUUGUAGUUCAUGUGGAACCUAUUGUACUUUUGAAAGCGACAUUUCAAAAGUGUUUUAUUUGGAUUUUCUAUUCAGUGCAUCACUUGUUAGGUCUCAAUUUUUUUGUAUUAACGGGAAUCUCUGAUGAUGCUUGUUAGGCAUUCCCUUUAAAUGAAACACCGAAUAAGCUUUUCUGUCUUA
Molecule: messenger RNA, 1658 nt
Organism: Carya illinoinensis
Lineage: Eukaryota; Viridiplantae; Streptophyta; Magnoliopsida; Fagales; Juglandaceae
Product: pyruvate dehydrogenase E1 component subunit beta-1, mitochondrial
Exons: 16
Coding region: 187-1317 (376 amino acids)
Biological process (GO): pyruvate decarboxylation to acetyl-CoA
Molecular function (GO): pyruvate dehydrogenase (acetyl-transferring) activity
Source: RefSeq, a predicted model, not a curated record